UGUGUGUGUGCGCAAGACAUUCAUCUGUCGAAGAAUUUUCAGUGACAUUUUGCGUUUGCCCGCAUCCACGACUCUGACAUUUUGCAUUUGCCCGCAGAAGAUGAAGGUCGCAAUCAUACUACACUCGUCCCAGCACUGUUACUUAAAAUACUAUCAGCACAAAAACUAGAAGGAUCCUGCUCCAGUUUCAGGAGGCACCUCCACUGAAGAUCAGAAGAAAUGGCGAGUUCCAUGAAGGUUCUUUUGAGUGCUGCGGCUUGCUCUGGCAUCGCAGCUGUCAUACUGCGACAACAGAAAACUACCCUGUCCAAGCAGGACGAGUGGGCUUUGCAAUGUGAGGAGGAUCUCCAUGGUCUGGUCACGCCAUACUACGUGCCGGGGAUUGAUGUUAUGACGAACAGGGGAAUCUAAGAACAAAUAAGUACGUGAUGAUCGUAAUUUCCCGGCUUACAAAAGAGAGAAGAGUAGUGUUUGUAUGUGGUAUGUGGAACGACUAGGUGGAGAAAGAUUUGCAGCAGAGUAGCACAUCAAGUACAUCUUCAAUUAAUACCACAAGUAUAAGCUCAACCCCAACAUCCCUGCCCUGUUCUAACUCUCGCACAACGAAAGUGGGAUGCGUUCCACAGGUUUGUGAGAACAAGCUAGGCAGAUCGGACGACGUGGCUGUCGAGACAGCACCAAAGUGCACCUGGGAUAAGAUGGAGGAGACGUGCUGCACGAAUCUGGUAUCUUUAGAUUUUUUAGAAUAUUUAGAUUUUCUGAAGGUCAACAACUUCAAUGUAGAUGAAAGUCUCCAUUUAUAGGUUUAGAAUUAGAUAGCCAUGGAUUCAAACCGGAAGAAGCGACUCUUUAGAAAAUUUAGAUCUCGUCCCAUCAUCCGCUUCCACACCAUUUUUGACGACUCUUCACACACAGAUCAAGACACCGUGUGAGAGUGGGCAGUUGCCAUGCAUCCUUGGAGAGGUUUCUACUUUGGGUGACUACACAUCUAAGGCAGUGAUGCAGUCUAACUCCACGGAUGCCGAGAGUGUCAAGGCCGACUGUGGAACCGUGGCCUCCGAUUUCGACACCAGCAGUGGUGAGGCAGUCUCUGCAGCGGGAGGAAAGUAAGUGGAUCUGUACACCAAGGAGGAUAGCAAGGCCGUUUAUGCGGCGGGAGGGAACUAGGGAUUCAGGCUAGUGGUACUUGUUGGGCAGAGGAAACUUCAGGAAGGAAUAUUUAGUUGAGUUUCUAUUUUCGGCACUUAGUAGCUCUUUUGCACUGAAAUUUGUACAGGAAAUUGCGAUUCUGGCGGACGUGUGAGUAGGAAGCACGGAAGAAUACAAAGUACACACGUGAUGCAUGCCGUUCUUGUAGAAGUCUGUCUUAAAAUUCGCAGUUCGUUUUUUCCACAUCUUGUUUCAUUCUUACUCUUUUUCUUGAUCACACAGACUAAAGACGCUUUUUCCACUUCACAUUGUCACACACACACACGGUAAACACACUAUUUGCCAACUAGAUAACAAUGCUAGCGAACGUGAUCGUAAACAAAAACAAUGCUGUAUCCAGUGAAUUUCCGUGGAUUUAGAAGAUAAGUAAUUUGGAUUUUUCUUUUUGCUAUCCUUCGAGCUGUUGCAUCAAAGGCACCUCUGUGUGUGGAGGUCCCGCGCGUAGAGCUGGGUGAGAUCGACGCAGCGUGCGCUUGGCGCGAUGAAGGACGAGGAGCGAUC
Amoebophrya sp. A25 is the source of this 1710-nucleotide messenger RNA. NCBI's taxonomy places the organism in Eukaryota, Dinophyceae, Syndiniales, Amoebophryaceae. The record is from the annotation of a GenBank genome assembly.